GGGGUGGGGCGGGCGGCGGUGGCUGCAGCGCUAGCGGCACUGGUGGUGGGCGGCGGCGGUAUGUGGUACGGGGCCGGCGUCCACGGGAGGGAGGCGCUGCCGGCGUCCCGGCCGCUCCCGCUGCAGCUGCACGCCGGGCUCGCUGUGUCCUGCCCGCGGGGCCCUGGCCGCCUUCGCUUCGGCCGCCCGGGCCACCUCUGGUGACCACUCGCCGCGCCGCCGGAGGCUUCACCCGCGCCCUCCCUCAGGACGCACCCGCGGAGCUCCGGCCCCUUCGCCCCGGACGCGGAGGCCGCGCUGCGCGGGGCGGCGGCGAAGCCGAAAGAUGGCUUGGGUGCUCAAGAUGGACGAGGUGAUCGAGUCCGGGCUGGUGCACGACUUCGACGCCAGUCUCUCGGGCAUCGGGCAGGAGCUGGGCGCUGGCGCCUACAGCAUGAGUGAUGUCUUGGCAUUGCCCAUUUUCAAGCAGGAAGACUCCAGCCUUCCAUUGGAUGGUGAAACUAAACACCCACCCUUUCAGUAUGUGAUGUGUGCUGCAACAUCGCCAGCAGUAAAGCUCUACGAUGAAACACUCACUUACUUGAACCAAGGUCAGUCCUAUGAAAUUCGGAUGUUGGAUAAUCGGAAAAUGGGAGAUAUGCCUGAAACUAGUGGAAAAUUGGUAAAGAGCAUCAUUAGGGUUGUAUUCCAUGACAGACGGCUGCAAUAUACAGAGCAUCAGCAACUUGAAGGCUGGAAGUGGAAUCGCCCAGGAGACAGACUUCUCGAUUUAGAUAUUCCAAUGUCUGUGGGAAUAAUUGACACAAGAACAAAUCCAAGCCAGUUGAAUGCAGUUGAAUUUCUGUGGGACCCUGCAAAACGCACAUCUGCUUUCAUUCAGGUACACUGCAUCAGCACAGAAUUUACUCCACGGAAGCACGGAGGUGAAAAGGGAGUGCCUUUUAGGAUUCAGGUUGACACCUUUAAACAGAAUGAAAAUGGGGAAUAUACGGAUCAUCUACACUCAGCUAGUUGCCAAAUCAAAGUUUUUAAGCCUAAAGGUGCAGACAGGAAACAAAAAACUGACCGAGAGAAAAUGGAGAAGAGAACAGCUCAUGAAAAAGAAAAGUAUCAGCCGUCUUAUGAUACAACAAUCCUCACAGAGAUGAGGCUUGAGCCUAUAAUUGAAGAUGCAGUUGAACAUGAGCAGAAAAAGUCCAGCAAGCGGACUUUGCCAGCAGACUACGGUGAUUCUCUGGCAAAGCGAGGCAGUUGUUCUCCGUGGCCUGAUACCCCCACAGCCUAUGUGAAUAACAGCCCUUCCCCAGCGCCCACUUUCACCUCCCCACAGCAGAGCACUUGCAGUGUCCCAGACAGCAAUUCUUCUUCCCCAAAUCAUCACGGAGAUGGUGUUUCACAGGCCUCUGGUGAACAACUUCAGCCUUCAGCUACAAUCCAGGAAACACAGCAAUGGCUGAUCAAAAACAGAUUCUCUUCCUACACAAGACUGUUUUCUAACUUUUCAGGUGCCGACUUAUUAAAACUGACAAAGGAGGAUUUAGUUCAAAUUUGUGGCGCAGCCGAUGGAAUUCGGCUCUAUAAUUCACUGAAGUCAAGGUCAGUUAGGCCCCGUUUAACCAUCUAUGUCUGCCAGGAGCAGCCGAGCAGCACACCUCCCCAGGAGCAGCAGCAAGCUGCAGGCAGUGGAGGCGAGAAUGGCAGUGGGACACCCUACGUUUAUCAUGCUAUCUACUUGGAAGAAAUGGUUGCCUCAGAAGUUGCUCGAAAACUUGCAUUGGUGUUUAAUAUUCCUUUCCACAAAAUUAACCAAGUUUACAGACAGGGUCCCACUGGUAUUCACAUUCUUGUUAGUGAUCAGAUGGUUCAGAACUUUCAAGAUGAGAGUUGUUUUUUAUUCUCCACAGUUAAAGCUGAAAAUGGUGAUGGUAUCCACAUAUAUUUGAAGUGAUGUCUUAUGUAGACUGAACUAUAUUCAGUACCAAAUAAAGUCACGCUUAAAAGUGUGUGAAGACUGAAUCCAAGAAGUCUUGGGAUUGGAUUUUACUGUAUGAAAUGUUUCAUAUUGAAAACACAAGAUGACCCUUCUAAUGAGCUGUAUGAGAGGCGAAUCUCGUCAUUGUCACUGCCGUAGCCAGGCAUCCUCAUGAGAGUGAGCACUUCAGGACAGCGUGCAUUGAACUCUGGAGGCCACAGUGCAGGCACAGCUGCCUGCUUCUCUGGCAGAGGCCAGUAGAUACAGUUCUUAGAAACAGCCUUUGCUGUCUUUUUACACUGUAUGCGGUUUGGAAAUGAAUGUAAAAACUUACUGUGGGCAUUUCCUGCCUGUGCCAGUCUGGCUUUUAUUGCCUGAACCGUAUGCUGACCUGGGGAGGGGAUGGGGGACAGUGCUGUCGUGGAGCCAGCAUGGAAUAUGUGUGGAGAGAUGCACUGUGCUGAUGUGGCCACUGGUGGUCAGGUAAGAGGCUUGGCACUUCUUGGAAGAAAUCAUGUCUAAGGGUGUACAUCUGAUGUGAUCUUGCCAGAUUGGGGAAGAUCUAAGCCAAGAAGAUGGGCUUGAAGCAAACUGCAUUAUCAGGAGUACCUUGAUGAGAGGAUCAGUGUAAAUCCUAAUAGGUACAAAGACUUUGUGUUUUUGCUUUGUCGUGGAUUUAUUCAAAAACUUUUUUGCUUCCAUUUUUAGCAUUUUAGUUUCUGGUUUUCAUUUUUUGAAGCCUCCUUGCCUUUUAAACUCAUGUGGUUUUUUUCUUUCCCAUUUUCCCCCCUCUCUCCAUCUCUGACCACCCCCCAUGCCAUCUUAUUCUUAAACAUUUUUAAAGCCUUUCCAGACAUUGGAAAUAGCUUCUGACUUUGUGUUAUGAACAAGAUGAAAUUAUUCAUGGAAACACUAGAUGUCAUAAAUUAAACACUAAAAUGUACCAUAGUAAUCCCUUACAUCUCUCCUCAAAUAUUGAGCUUUAGUACAAUCAUGGAUAAAUAUUCUGGUGAUUAUUUAGAGGCUUUUUAUGCACCACAUAAUAGCUAAUUUUUCUAUAAAAAGGGUGCCUCUUUCAUAAAACCAAAUGCUUGUUUGCUAGCAUAUUUUUCAAAGGGGAUCCGUUUUCUUAUUUUUCUCCUACUACCUUUAUCUCCAUCCUUAACCCAAAGCCUUCCCUAGAUUGAUGAGCAAGCAUUUUCGAGACCUGUGCUAUAGCAGACCAAAAUUUUUUUCUAAAACUUCUGUUCCAUUUUAAUUAUAGCAUCUCUGUCCAUUUAGCCAGGUGUUUUGGCUUUGAAUGUACCAUUUAAUCCUCAUCUUUGUUUAGGUGGAAAUAGGACUAAGUAAUUUUUAGUUUAAAAUCUCUCCCAGAAGAUAAACUACUUCAGUGGGUAAAAGCUUUGAUAUUUUGUUUAUUCAUAAAGGGGGUUAAUUAUUUGCUACAAAGAAGCACUGUCUCAAUAUUUUCAUCUUUGGUUUGAAAACAUCUGUAACUCCUAUAGAUCCUAUAGGAGGAGAGCUUUCCUUUGUCCUUUUCUCUUUGCUUUUGUAUGACCACAUGUUUUCUGUACCAGUCACUUGGGAAAGAAGUGAGCUUAUCUCUUAAUUGUUUGAGUUUUGCUUGUCUAUUUAGCAUUCCUUUUUGGGUCUCAAGAUUUAUGGAACAAUAAAUGUCAUUUAAUGCUG
This is a messenger RNA of Cynocephalus volans (Philippine flying lemur), 3661 nucleotides long. It is a transcript of the gene UBP1, whose product is annotated as upstream binding protein 1. The transcript is spliced from 16 exons. Gene Ontology annotation, molecular function: RNA polymerase II cis-regulatory region sequence-specific DNA binding; DNA-binding transcription activator activity, RNA polymerase II-specific. The record is from RefSeq and is a predicted model, not a curated record. Gene Ontology annotation, biological process: regulation of transcription by RNA polymerase II. Gene Ontology annotation, cellular component: nucleus. NCBI's taxonomy places the organism in Eukaryota, Metazoa, Chordata, Mammalia, Dermoptera, Cynocephalidae. Bases 326 to 1948 code for a protein of 540 amino acids.